AUGUCGAGGGUCAAAGAUCUUCCUUGGCCGUCACUGAUGCCAGAUGAUGAAUGGGCGGAAGUCCUGGAAGGGAUUCCUGCCAAGGAUGAGCCUUUCAUCAACAAGUAUCUUGAUGGCCGCGAGGCGCUGAUCGCUCAGGAAAAGAAGCAGAGGAGCGACCAUACAUUCCGCCAAUCUCUCUCGCCUCUUGCUAAGGAAGCUUGCUCGAUCGUCGACCGUAUUCGAGAUGAGGAACGUCGUACAGUAUGGACCUCCGAGUUCGAAGAUAUCCUGGCUCAGAAGACAGGAGCGAAUGUUUAUCCCGGCAUGAUGUUUAGUCUGGCAAAGAAACGCAUGGAAGCGACAAAACUAUGGCAAAUUGUGAGGAAGAUGCCCAAAGGGGCUUUACUACACGCCCAUAUGGAUGCUAUGGUAGAUUUCGAUUACUUGUUUGCUGUGCUGCUUGAGACGGAGGGAAUGCAUAUUCAUUGCAUGUACCCUCUCCACACCCCGGCUGCUCUUGACGGAGCUCCAAUAAAAUUCAAGUUUCUGACUGCAGAAAGGGGAAGUGGAAGGUCCAUCUGGAGUCCAGAGUAUGUUCCAGACACACCAGUCCUUCUCACCAAAGCCGCAGAUUCGUUUCCAGAUGGCGGUAGAGCAGGCUUCCUAUCCUGGCUCAAGGGUCGUUGUACUAUCACCAGCAUCGAAUCUAUUGAACACCAUCACGGAGUAGAUGCUGUCUGGAGAAAGUUCUCCUCUGUUUUCACGAUCCUCAACACAAUCAUCUUCUAUGAGCCAAUUUUCAGACGCUUCAUGAGGCGGAUGAUGCAGCAGUUGCAUGCUGAUGGGGUCAAGUGGGUUGACUUACGAUUAGCCUUUACCUUCUUCUAUUACGCUGAGGGCAAGGAACAGCCCGAGGCUAGUUAUGAGAGAAUGUUCAAGGUCUUUGGAGAAGAGAUCGAGAAGUUCAAGGCUCACGAGGAAGGCAAGGAUUUCUGGGGUGCCAGAAUGAUUUGGACAGGAAUCCGAGCACUUGAUACCAGAAAAAUUGUCGAGGACAUGGAUGCAUGCAUCUCAAUCAAGCUGGCUUUCCCCGACCUCAUCUCGGGCUACGACCUUGUGGGCCAAGAAGACGGCGGUCGACCCCUCAAGGACCUCCUACCCGAACUAUUCUGGUUCAAAAAACAGUGCGCCGAGGAAGGGAUAGACAUCCCCUUUUUCUUCCACGCCGGCGAGUGCCUCGGUGAUGGCAAUGCUACAGAUCAAAACCUGUUCGACGCCGUCCUGCUGGGAACUCGAAGAAUCGGCCACGGGUUCUCUCUCUACAAACACCCGCUCCUGAUCGACAUGGUUAAAGAUAAGAAAAUCCUCGUUGAGAGCUGCCCGAUCUCCAACGAGGUUCUCCGUCUCUGCGCCUCUGUUAUGUCGCACCCGUUGCCAGCACUCCUCGCCCGCGGCGUCUCUUGUUCUCUAUGCAACGAUGAUCCAGCGAUUCUUGGCCAAGACACUGCUGGCAUGACGCAUGAUUUCUGGCAGGCAUUGCAAGGAUGGGAUAGCCUAGGCCUCGCUGGCCUUGGAUCUCUUGCUGAGAACAGCGUCCGCUGGGCUGCAUUUGAGGAUCAAAGCUCUUCAGUGUGGGUCCACGACAUCAAAGAAGCAACUCUGGGGAGUGGCGUGAGAGCCAAGAGGAUGAAGGAGUGGAGUGUGGGGUGGGAGCAGUUUUGCCUCUGGAUUGUCACUGAAUUUGGGGAUGAUGGUGAAAGCAUCAAGAAACUUAGAAGGGAGACGAGCCUGGACGCCCAGGAUUAG
This is a messenger RNA of Hyaloscypha bicolor E, 1788 nucleotides long. RefSeq names its product adenosine deaminase family protein-like protein. Gene Ontology annotation, molecular function: adenosine deaminase activity. The transcript has 3 exons. Bases 1 to 1788 code for a protein of 595 amino acids. The record is from RefSeq and is a predicted model, not a curated record. Gene Ontology annotation, biological process: inosine biosynthetic process; adenosine catabolic process. Lineage: Eukaryota; Fungi; Ascomycota; Leotiomycetes; Helotiales; Hyaloscyphaceae.